This is a messenger RNA of Xenopus laevis (African clawed frog), 2552 nucleotides long. It is a transcript of the gene rnf157.S, whose product is annotated as ring finger protein 157 S homeolog. Gene Ontology annotation, biological process: protein ubiquitination. NCBI's taxonomy places the organism in Eukaryota, Metazoa, Chordata, Amphibia, Anura, Pipidae. The coding region runs from base 231 to 2267 and encodes 678 amino acids. The record is from RefSeq and is a predicted model, not a curated record. Gene Ontology annotation, cellular component: cytoplasm. The transcript has 20 exons. Gene Ontology annotation, molecular function: ubiquitin-protein transferase activity; ubiquitin protein ligase activity.
AGGGGAGGUGGUUGUCAGGACGACCAUAACACCGCCCCUUUAUCCCAUUGGACAGCAGCGUAUGGCAAGGAGGAACCGUGUGACGCUUGAGUGACGUCAAGUCGCGUUCUGCAGCUGUUGGGUGAACUGAGCACAGGAACGGAGAGGCCCGGGGCAGUGACUGGCAGGAAGAGCGAUGGCAAGUUAUCAUUUAUGGUAAAUUAUCAGUGUUGGAAGAAAGAACAUUGAAGAUGGGGGCACUGGCAAGUCGGCAGCAUGCUGGAGUGGAAGAAAUGGACAUGCCAUGUAAUUCCCUCUACAGAUACCCACCCAAGUCUGGAAGUUACUUUGGCAGCCACUUUAUAAUGGGAGGGGAAAAGUUUGAGUCCAGCCACCCUGAGGGCUAUUUGUUUGGGGAAAACAGUGACCUGAAUUUUCUUGGGAGCCGGCCAGUCACGUUCCCAUAUACAGCCCCUUCCCCACAGGAGCCAGUAAAAACUCUGCGCAGUCUAAUCAACAUCCGUAAGGACACUCUGCGUCUCGUCAGGUGCACAGAGGAACUAAAGACCACAGGCGUGGAGGGGAGCCGCCCCAAGGUGCAUUAUAAUGUGGAGUUCACUUUUGAUACAGAUGCUCGAGUUGCAAUCACCAUGUAUUAUCAGGCCACUGAGGAGUUCCAGGGAGGCAUUCCCAGCUACUUGCCCAAAUCCAGCAACCUACAGUCAGACACCGUGCACUUCAAAAGAGGAGUCAGCCAGCAGUUCUGCUUUCCUUCCCAUACAGUGGACCCUUCUGAAUGGAGAGAAGAAGAGCUGACGUUUGAUCUGGACAGAGAGGUUUACCCAAUGGUUGUCCAUGCAGUGGUAGAAGAAGGAGAAGAGCAUCUUGGACACUCCCAUGUACUCAUGGCGACAUUUGAAAAACACGCCGAUGGCAGUUUCUGUGUGAAACCCCUGAAACAGAAACAAGUGGUGGAUGGAGUAAGUUACUUACUGCAAGAAAUCUACGGUAUUGAGAAUAAAUACAACAGCCAGGACUCCAAGGUAGCUGAAGAUGAAUUGAGCGAUAACAGUGCAGAAUGUGUGGUGUGCUUGUCUGAUGUCCGAGACACACUCAUCCUGCCGUGCCGACACCUGUGUUUGUGUAACGCGUGUGCAGACACAUUGCGGUACCAGGCCAGUAACUGCCCUAUUUGUAGGCUGCCUUUCCGAGCCCUCCUCCAGAUCCGAGCCAUGAGAAAGGUCCCUGGUCCGCACUCUCCAGGUGGUUUUAGCCCCAUUAUAGCAGCCCCAACCUCAGACUCAGAGGAGCACACGUCAGAACAUGUACCUCCUGGAUAUGAGGUGGUCUCUCUUCUGGAGGCCCUAAAUGGUCCCCUGACCCCAUCACCCUCUGCACCCCCACUACGGGCUCUAGGAGAAGCAAGACGCCCUGGAGGUCUGCCAUCGUACGGCAGUGACAUACACCUGCGCAUGCACUCACCCUUGCAGCAUCUCUGUGGAGGCCAGGCCUUAAAACUGAAGAAGAGCAUAUCUAGGUCCAUUUCCCAAAAUUCUUCAGUGCUGCAAGAAGAUGAGAUGGAGAAAUCAUUCAGUGAAGCUGAAAUCCAGACGCCAAGGAAAAAGACAUCCCAGCUGGCUGAGGCAAGAAGAGCUGAGAAUGGCGUGACCCCUGAAAGUGAAAACCUUACCUUGUCUUCCUCUGGGGCCAUUGAUCAGUCUUCCUGCACAGGAACACCCCUGUCUCCUACAAUCUCCUCCCCUGAAGACCCCCUGAGCAGUAGCCUGGCCCAGUCCAUAAUGUCCAUGGCCUCGUCCCACAGCCAGCAGUCCCAGCUCAGCACUGACACCGUAUCUUCCAUGUCGGGCUCCUACACAGCUGGGGGAAUGGAAGAGGAGGAAGGGGGGAUCACUCCAUCGCCUCCAGCAGCUGCAAGUGGAUCCCCCUCCAUCGAGGGAGAGCUGUCACCAGCAGAGUCCCCAGAGCCGCACUUUGUGACUGUUUCUGCUGAGGAAAUGGAUGCAGAGGGAAAUGUCACAGAGGAAGAAUUUGCAUCGCCGGAGGAAGAUGAUGGGCAGAUGACUGGCAGAGAGUGUGACAAUAACAAUGCUGCUGGCGUCACACUGAGGGACGUUCUGGACAAUGUGCGGGGCUCUGAGGGCUGCCUGGCCGAUGUUUGCUACAGCAGCAUCCCUGGGCAGCAACGGAGUAAUCCUUAUCAUGGGUCGGACAACUGCAUCUCGCUGCAGGACGACACACAGAGCCAUCUGAGCACUAAGUUAGUGUGAAUGGCAGCCUCUCAUAUACUGACCAGACUUGCUGCUUUCUCUGGGGACUCUUCUCAUCACCCACUGAGAGGUUUUGCCAUCCCACAGUCACUCAGGAUAACUCAAAGACUUACGCCUACUUCCCGGUCUCACAUCUAUAUGGACUUUUUGGAACUUGCUUUGACAUGUACAUACAUGGUAUCUUCUGCUGGAAAGGAAAGCUUGUCCCACUCCUUUGUUUAAUAUUUGUCCUACCCAUGAUGUACAUAUUCUGUGUAUAAAUAUAAAUGCAGGGGUGGCUCAUUA